AGGGAGGCUGGCUGGAGAGAGAAGAUGCUGCUCUUCGUGGAGGUAACAUCGAAAGGGGCCAGCUUAAAUCCUAAUGCAAAAGUAUGGCAAGAAGGCAUGCAGGGAAACUCGGAAGCUGCCCCUGGAACGAAUGGCACUGAGCUCUCAUGGCAAGAGACCGCAGCUGUGCCCGGAAGUUGCACAGAGGGGAAUACUGAGGGUGCAGAGGAUGGCGCUAAGCAGUUUGAAGCAAUGUAUUCAUCGUGUGAACCAUCAAACAGUUCAAGCGUUGAGGAAUCGGCAGCUAAUGGAAUGGUCUUGGCCCCAGAGGAUCUUGGAUACCAACUCUAUGAAGUUCCUGAUGAAGGGAGCCCUAUAAUUUCUGCCGAAGACUUGAAAGAAUGUUUGAAGAAACAACUAGAGUUCUGUUUCUCACGUGAGAAUCUUUCCAAGGAUCUUUACUUGAUGUCUCAAAUGGACAGUGAUCAGUUUAUUCCAAUAUGGACAAUUGCCAACAUGGAAGGAAUUAAGAAACUGACAACCAAUAUGGAUCUUAUUGUGGAAGUGCUGAGAUCUUCUCCUAUGGUCCAAGUAGAUGAGCGAGGAGAAAAAGUUAGGCCAAACCACAAACGAUGCAUUAUUAUUCUCCGUGAGAUUCCUGAAACAACACCUGUAGAGGAGGUGAAGGCAUUGUUUAAAAAUGAAAGCUGCCCCAAAGUGAUAAGUUGUGAGUUUGCUCACAACAACAACUGGUACAUUACAUUCCAGUCAGAUACUGAUGCACAGCAGGCAUUUAAAUACUUACGGGAAGAAGUAAAAACCUUUCAGGGCAAGCCAAUAAUGGCCAGGAUAAAAGCCAUCAACACAUUUUUUGCAAAGAAUGGUUACCGGGUAGUGGAUUCCACUGUUUAUGCUCAGCCUGUUCAAACACAAGCACAGUUUGCCUCACCAGUGUUUGUGCAGCCUGUAUAUAGUCCUCAGCAGUACUCUAUCUACAGCAUUGUGCCUCAGACAUGGUCUCCAAACCCUGCACCUUACUUUGAAACACCUUUGGCUCCCUUUCCUAAUGGUGCAUUUGUUAAUGGCUUCAGUUCACCAGGAUCAUACAAGACAAAUGCUGCUGCUUUGAGUAUAGGACGCCCAUUCCAUAGAAAUCGUAUGAAGCCUCCUUUUCGGUUGUCGAGUAGCUCCGAACACCCUGCAGAAGCAGCAUCCACUGUCAGUGUGGUGCCAGGGGAUGGACAGCUGCAUAGAGCCAGUUCAAGGAACUUUCAAACAGAACGGCAAGCAAAUACAAUAUUGGGACAUCAAGAGCAAAGCUAUUUACCGAAGGAUUCUCCCGUCUCUCAGACAGAACAAAAUGGUGACUAUGGCAGAGGCAGGAGGAAUGUUUUCAGAGGUCGGAGGAGACGAGAAGAUGACAGACUUUCACGACCCCAGCCUUCAAUUGAAACCAAGACUUUGACACCAAAGUUUGACUUGCUAGCCUCAAAUUUUCCGCCCUUGCCUGGUAGCAUGGUAAAAACUCAAGGAGACCCAGUCUUGGAGAGUAAGAUGUCCGAUAUUGUUAAAGGAAUAAGCAAAGAAAAGAUACUUACUGAAAAUAAAGAGUUGACAGUUAGUUGUCCAACAUCUACUCAGGAAGAGCAGGUCCAAAACCCCGUUCAACCUGCCAUGAGCGCCAGUUCUCCUUGUAGGAUUGAUGUUCCUGGAUUAAGUGCCACUCAUCCAGAUAACAAGCUAGAAGAGGUCCAUUUGCAGAAAGAGGCUGCAAGCCAGACUUCUCCACCUUCAUCUGUUUCUCCCCUUAGUGCAGCAAAGCCACCUAGGACAAAUGCCACUUCAUCCACAACCAAUGCAAACACAAUGCCUGCUGUGAUAGUACAGGAACCCCGCAAGCUCAGUUAUGCUGAAGUCUGCCAGAAGCCUCCGAAGGAGCCGGUUCCUGUUCAGCCGCUUAGGGAGCUGCGUACCAACAUAGCUCCCCCUGCCAAAGCAGAAGAGAAUGGCACCCAUGAGAAGGCAGGAGGGAAGGCCCAUGAAAAACCUGAAGGGCGGGUGAAAGACUGUGCCGUCUUCAGAGGCACUGGGCCUCCUAAGGGAGCUGCAGAAAAUCAGGGAACAGAGACGCCCGUGCGGGCGAAGGCCUUCCCCUCAGGGAGCACCUCGGCGUAUUGGCAAGGAACAGUAUGUGCCACCACGAUCACCAAAGGAAAACUGAUCAAACUUCUUAAUUUAAACUGUGGACUAAAGAGCAAUGGAGGAGAAACUGGCCAGCUGUGAGAAGCAUAAAAAUAUAGGAGAAGUGGACGCUAGAUUGAAGAGCACAGGGUUUGCAGUGUGAGAGAGCGCUUGAAGGGGUCCCAAUAUUCAUCUCUAACGGAUAUAUAAUGCUGGAGGAAAUUAAUCAAUAUAAAUAUGUGAUAAAGAUUAUAAUUUUUGUAAUUUUUUUGUUUAAUUUGCAGCAGGAUUCCUGCCUGAAAUAGAUUCUGGGGAUAUGAAUUAGCUUGUUGAAAAUGAGGAACAAACACAUACAUUAGUAUGUUCCUCAAAUGUAGAAAGAGGGGCAAAAGAAUAUUUUUUGGGGGUAGGGAAGUGUUUCUGUAAAAGUUAUAAAUUACUUUUUAAAAUCUAUUUAAUGUAUGGCUUGUAGGAUGAUACGUAUGCCACGAAAGGCCUUGCGUUACGAAUCAGCCUCAAAACUGACGUGCUUGGCCAGUAUGGAUGAGCGUAGGCCACAUAACUUGUGUCAUGUCAUGAUUUAGUCACUGAUGAUAACUGAAUGUACUACUGUAGUAUUUUGUGUUUUGAAAUGUAGUCCUUGAUCUUACUAAUUUUGGUCAACUUUUAAAACUAUAUGAUUUUACUUUUGAGUAUACAGACAGCAAGAUUAGUAAACAGAAAUAGCAGGCAAGGUUUUAAUUUGUUCUUGCUUUUUCUCUAAUUAGGAGCUGAAUUGUCUCCCCCACCCCCACUGCUUUAGUAUUUUCUCUGAUCUUUAUUACAGAAUUCUACAGAUCUAGCUGGGACGAGUGUCCCAGUACUGAUGCAGGUCUAAUACACAAAAAUUGAAAACUGCACAGGAAAUAAUCUCUUGGUAUCACAUUUAAUGAACCUGGACUUUUAACUGUUGAAUAUGCUAUAGAAGAAGUGUGGCAAAUCCACUCGAGAUCUGACUUUAUCAAACCUGGGCUCACCUCUGCAGAGUGGCUUGCGUUGGCAUAUUGAAAAAGCCCUUUUUGCUCAAAGGCACUUCAUACUAUACUGGAAAUCAGGUUUUCUUUAGAGGGGAGUUUUUUUAACAACAAAUUUGAUAACUCAUAACUUCCCCCAGUUACUCGAGUUAAUAGCCAUGAAAAUGUUUAGGUUACUCUGGAGAACAUUGGAGAGGAUUUUUACAUAGCUUUAUGUUAAUAAGAUUAACAACAUUGUAUAACAAGCAAUCUGGUUUACAAGCUGAUAACUGUAGUAGGUAAGAGAAGAAAUAGGAAAAGGUCAGCAGCACGUUAAUCUGCCAAAAUCCACGUGCUAGCGUUCAAGGCUCUGUAUUAAAGUGUAUGGGGAAGUAUCUUGCAACAAUGUAUCUGUUUCCUCAAUUGAUAGCACGUAUACAAAUCUAAAGUAGUUAGUUGUGGACACUGGAAAACUCCAUUGCGAGAUACCACCAAACAUCUUAUUUGUAUAUGCUAGUGAUGACUUUAAAAUGUCAGUGGCAGAUAAAAUAACUGUGAAAAUGUUCAUCUUCUGAUUUCUUAGCCAGAUAAUCCUUGGCAAUUUCUUACUCAGUAGGCGUUCUCUAUCAAUGGCUUUGAGAACACUCAUAUCUAUUUUUUUAAGAAUAUAUAUAUACAUAUACAUAUAUAUAUAUAUAUAUAUAUAUAUAUAAAGUCAGAUUUGUCAUUUCUCUAACUUAUUAUUCGGCUUGGCAAUCACAUUUUUGAUUUGAGAAGUGUAUGUAAUGCAGUUGGUAUUCUUUUUCUACACCUUAUUAAUCAUUAUUCAUUUUAAACUACCUGUGCUGGGUUUGGUAAUCUUUAAAUGUACACAAAUUAUCUAUCACAUCUGUUAACACACAUACUCUUUUGGUUUACUUAUAAUGGAUGUAACCCACAAAAGGUAAAAAUAUUUAAAGUGUUGAGAACUCUGCAAAAUGUAUAGAAAACUAUGUGAAAAUGUUUUUAAAAAUCAUAAAUCUAAUUAUUGCACUUGGGAUUGGAAAAAACAUACUGAACAGCAACAGAUAUACUUAGGGUAGACAUGCAUUGUGCCAUUGCAAAUGAACAAUGUAUUUGAAUUAUAAUGGCUGAAGUUCUGGAAGAAAUUUGAUUGCAGUUCAGAAAGAAUGUUGACUUUUGGGAAGAGAUUAGUGAAAAUGUGACUUGCCAAUGCAAGAGUGAAAUCUAACCCUGUGUACAUGUCCAUGGUUGCAUGGAAUCUUCAAAGAAAGAAUAAUUUAAAAUGCAACUUUUACUUUAUUGGGUGUUAAAACAAGUACAGCUCACAAUCCUUUCUUGUGAAGCAAAACACUUGACAUUUGCAAGGGAUGCAUUAUACAUCCUGGAUGUGUGUGUGUGUGUGUGUUUGUAUGUGCAUGCCUGCAUUUCCCACAGCAGGUGAUGGCUCUUGUGCAAUGUAUGUGUAUAAGUGUGUAAACAGCUUUUUCCAGUGUGAACUUACUAGCCUAGGGGGGCUCACUGUAACAGGUAUUUGAUAAUUGUCUGCUUAACUAACACAGCAUCCUUCCUCCUCUUCCCCCUGGCCUCAGUCUGUUUUCAUGGACUUCUUAACUUCUUGGUGUAGAGGGAUAUCCAAGUAAAUACAAUUGCUGUAAAGAUGAUGUUCGCGCAUAACUCUCCUUGCAGUCAUUGCACCAUUGGAAACAUGUCUGGGCUGGCUGUUUCUCUUAUUCAUUCCCAUGCAAUGCCUUGUGUUUCCCAUUGAUCUCUCUUUCCACUUCAUCCUGAAAACGAGGAAGAAUAAAAUUUUGGGAACUAAAUUCAGUGCUGGAGCAAUUCCACUAUCUAAUUGCAAGAAUGUAAACUGUAACAGCACUUAUUUUCUGUAGUGCUGUGUAUGAUAGGUGUUAAUGGACAAGUCUUUGUUCUCAAGGUUGAUGGAUGUGGGACACUUAACUAUUCAUAAAUCAUUGUUAUCUGCUACAAACAGCAUUGGACGAAUGUAAAAGUAUAUACCAGUAUAGUUUGUACUGGUAGUCAUAACCAAAAUAGACAUUUUCGUUCUAGAUGUUGGAACAGUAGAGAUGAAGCUGCUGAUCGUAUUUCAUCCAUAUUACAGCACUGUCAACCAACCAUGCCCUGGUUAUUUCCCCCUUAACAAGGUUUGCCUUCUAUAGUUGGAAGUUUUAAAUUUUUUAGAAAAUAGCCAAGAAGUUGUUUUCUAUUUCCUAAACUAUCAUUUGUUAGUAGUUAUGAGAUUUUCUUUGUUAGCUAGAAAUCUGACACACACACACCCCUUCACAUUCUUGGUAAUAGCGAAUAACUCUGAGCCAUAUUGCUGUACAUCUGAUGUAGAAGAGAUGAAGGGGAAGUAGUUGGAUCUGCAUGAGCUGCGUUCCUGCUUGUUUUCUUUCUCUAAAGUUAGCAGGGCAGAAUGUAAAGCCGUAGGUUAAAAUAGACCCAUCUUGAGGACUAGAAGAAAACAAACCUGAAACUGAGGCAGAUCAGUAGCAAUUAAGUGACUUAAGCAAUGCUUUACUGUAGUUUGAAUAGCUAUGGCCUUACUACUUCAUCGAUAUUAGCUAAAUGUCUGACUAUAUCCACUCUUUUUACUGUUACCCACGUGAAUAUUCACAUGGGCUAAAAAUAUCUGCUACAUGUGUACAGAUUUUAAAUUUGUAAGAUGCAGAAUUGUAUACAGACAAGAUGCAACAAAUGCACUUCGGGGUGGGAUUGGGGGGGGUCGCUUAAACUUUUGUAAAUUGUUGAUUACAAUAAAUAUGCAAUAGGUUUUUUCUUUAAAUUUUGAUAUUUCCUUCUGAAAACAUAUGAUUGUUGCCAUUAAUCUUUAAUGGUCUAUCAUGUUCUUAUUUGUGUGUAUGUAUAAAUAUUACAUUGAGUGGGCUUCCUUUAGGAUGGUACACUUCCUUUUUUAUGUUGGUUGGGUUUCAGAGGUCUGCAUAGACUUGGGAAGAGAUCAGAUAAGUGUAUUAAUGUAUACUUGGAAGGAUUUCAAAUGAGAGCUAAUCAACUGGCUUGCUUCUGAAAAAACUGUCUUCAAACUAACCUGUAUCAACUUUAACAAUUUUAUAUUUAAUAGCUAGAGAUGUUUAUUUUUAUGAAGAUUCAGUCAUGUAUAAAACUUCCCUCUCAAAUGUAUAUGAUUUAGUGCACAAAUGAUGUUUGUUUUAUAAGUCAAGCUAUGAUUUCUCCCCCAAAAGUUAUGACCCCCAUGACAUUUAUUAGUCUUUUUGAAGUGACGGAACAUUUGAAAACAUAACAAAUAUCUGGCUUCAUUGUCUGUUUAGGUUAUUCCUGUUGUCAAAGAUGUCUGAAAACAACACAAUUGUGUAAUGUAGGUUCAUGCUUAAUUGUUAAUCAUACAUGUAUUUGUAUUUGUUUUUUGACAUUGCCAAGGUGCUAUGGGAAAUUGAAAUAACCGUUAGAAGGAAAUAAUAAAAUCCACCUUAAAAGCUGCAUAA
Messenger RNA from Eublepharis macularius, 6637 nucleotides. It is a transcript of the gene LARP4, whose product is annotated as La ribonucleoprotein 4. Gene Ontology annotation, molecular function: mRNA 3'-UTR binding. Gene Ontology annotation, biological process: positive regulation of translation. NCBI's taxonomy places the organism in Eukaryota, Metazoa, Chordata, Lepidosauria, Squamata, Eublepharidae. Gene Ontology annotation, cellular component: cytoplasmic stress granule; cytosol. The record is from RefSeq and is a predicted model, not a curated record.